AGUUCCAAUAGCUGCCACGCGGCGGAGACACUUUUUGUUAUGCUUUCCUAGACCUAACCGAACUUCAGCGCUUUUAUUCUCACAACACGCUGCCUGGUCUUGAGAGAGCACGGCCGACAUCUGUCGCAGUUCUAUCACUACUAAUUUUCCAGAAAACCACCGGAGCCAUGGGGAAAGGCUGCAUCACCGCCACCAAGUACUUCCUGUUCCUGUUCAACCUCCUCUUCUUCAUUUUCGGAGCUCUGAUUUUGGGUUUCGGGCUGUGGGUUCUCCUGGACAAUCAGAGCUUCAUCGCCGUCCUGCAGGAGUCUUCCUACACGCUGAAGGUGGGGUCGUACAUCCUGAUCGCCGUGGGCUCCAUGACCAUGCUCAUGGGCUUCCUGGGCUGCGUCGGCGCCGUCUACGAGAUCCGCUGCCUGCUAGGCCUGUACUUCAUCUGCCUCCUGCUGAUCCUCGUCUCCCAGGUGACGGCCGCCGCGCUCAUCUACUUCCAGAAGGACCUGCUGAAGAAUGAGAUGGCGGGCAUCGUGAACAAGAUCAUCGUGGAGUACAGCGGGGGGAACACGACCAGGGAGCUGGCCUGGGACUACAUCCAGAGAACGGUCAACUGCUGUGGGUGGAUUGACUCGGGUAACUGGACUGAGAACACCCGGAUUAACAGCUCCAUGACCCUGUACCCCUGCUCCUGUCGAAACGCGUCCCUCGCUGCAAACACCUCCCAGGAGAGCGGGUUCUGCACCGCCCUGUCCCUCCCAUGGCCCGUCUACGCCUCGGGCUGCAUGGUGAAAGUGGAAAACUGGAUCCUCAGCAACUCAGGAGUCAUCCUGGGAAUCUCCAUCGGAGUGGCCGUCAUUGAGCUGCUGGGGAUCAUUUUAGCCGUGUGCCUGUGCAAGAGUAUCCACCAGGAGGACUACACCAAAGUGCCCAAAUACUGAGGAGCCCAACUCACGUAGAGACACACACACACACACACACACGGACAUGCACAAACAGCACACUCUUUGCCAAAUCAUUCACCCUCACUCUCUCUGGCUUGGCUCCCAGCACACAAGCUUGUAAUCUGUCUGUGAAAGCUUCUGUAAUUCUCUCUGUGUCAGCUUCUGUGAUCUCUCUGUGAAACCUUCUGUAAUUCUCUCUGUGAAAGCUUCUGUACUCUCUCUCUGAAAGCUCCUUCCAGUGCUGGGCCUCACAGGACUUUCACAGACCCUGACAGAGAGAGGGGGGGAGGGAGAGUUCAGGAACGUCAGCCAAACAAGUUCUUCACUUAUUUCCAGAACUUCACUUAUUUCCACUUACUGCUUUUUUUGUUUGUUUAUAUUUGAAACACACUAGAUGUUGAGCGUUUGGUUUCUAUUUUCAGUUUCAGCGCUUCUUGUGAUUAUUAGUCAGGUCCAGGUUUCCCGAGAGAGAGAGAGUACUUUCACAAAGAGUUAUGAGCUGUUGAUCAAUGGUGCCGACUGGGUGGGCAGAGCUGUAGUUUGUGGGGGGGGUGGUUGGGAGGGCUGGGAUGGGUGGGGGGGCUGAGUUUGGGGGAGGGGCUGGAUCGGUAGGAGGGGCCUGGGGAAGUGUCAGUUGGUCAGAAAAAGCGCUCAUUUGUCUGGCAUUGUUAUGGUGUGGCCAUGGGAGUGUCUCGUUUAGAGAAGGGUGAGGCUGUGCAGGACGGGGCAGGGCGGGGUAGGGUAGGGUGGGACGGGGCACACGGCUUUGGGUAAAGCCUGGCCACACUUCUCCAGUGUCCGGCAGGCUCUGAGAGGGAAGCUUCCGGCUGUGGAGUCUGAGCUGGCAGGACAUGAGAGACUCUCCCUCCAUCACUGCCCCCUGGGGCCUGUUUCCACAGCCCAGCCAGCCCCCCCCCCCCACGGGCCUGGGAACUGGGGCAAAAGCCCCCGCCUACACACCCUCGCCCCCCAGCCCCCCAACCCCCGGCCCUUCACAGGACUUGCCCUGUCCUCCCAGGCUGCUGACUUCAGGGCAGCCAUCGCCGGUCUCCAUGGCAAUGCUGUGUUUCCGUGCCGAUGCCCCCCUCCUCCCCCCAAGUCAGGUCCGGCCUCGAAAGAAUUGGAUUUCCACCGAGAGAAAGUUUUCAAAAAUUUUUUGCAUGAAGUUCUUAUGUUAAUUAUGUGUUUAUGUAUGUUUGUACUCUUAUUUUAGUUUUUUUUUUUGUUUUUUAAAAUUGUAUAUAUAUAUUUGUUUGGAAUAGUUGCGUAUCUGGUUCUAAAAACGGUGCAGUCUGUUUUGCAUGGGAUGCAACUGUUGCGUUUCAGAAGGUUUAUUGUUUUUCCCCUGCUGUGUGUGUGUGUGUGUGCGUGUGUGCGAGUGCAUGUGUGUGAGUAUGAGUCAGGUUGUGUGUGUGUGUGUGUGUGUGUGUGUGUGUGUGAGAAUGCGUGUGUGUGCGUGUGCGUAUGUGCGAGUGCAUGUGUGUGAGUAUGAGUCAGGUUGUGUGUGUGUGUGUGUGUGUGUGUGUGUGUGUGUGUGUGUGUGUGUGUGUGUGUGUGUGUGUGUGUGUGUGUGUGUGUGUGUGUGUGUGUGCGUGAGUGUGUGUGCAUGUGCAUGUGUGUGAGUAUGAGUCAGGUUGUGUGUGUGUGUGUGUGUGAGUGUGUGUGUGUGUGAGUGAGUGUGUGUGUGUGCGUGUGCAUGUGUGUGUUUAAAGAUCAGAGCUCUGGCCAGCAGUGGCUUGCCGCAGUCUGUAGGGUAGAAUCACAGGCUCCAGAGCCUUGCUGUAAGCAGCUAUUAGAAGGAGCCCCUCCUUUCUUCUCCAAAAAUGUCUUCUAACCGAAAGCCAGCGCCUUCCACUGCUCUGGCCUCUUUUUUUUGGGGGGGGGGGGGUCCCGUGGGCAGCUGGUGGAUUUGUACCUCCUGAUCUGUCACUCUUCUGGAAUGCUCGGCAGGUCCCACCUUCCUGAGGCAUGCUGGGAAGUUCCGUAGGGGGUCGCUGGCUUUGCGUUUUACGACUUCACAGGGUUAGGGUUAGGGUUAGGGUUCAGGUUGGUCGUGGUGCCAGCAUUCCUUAAGCUACUCCUUUUACUUUUGCCCGAUAUUAGAAUGUACCGUGCACAGAAUUAAAAGUAAGUUUACUAUAUAUAGCACAGCUGUAAAGGCAAUUCAUCCAUAAAUAUUAUGUCAGAUAAUUUCAAUGUUUGAUUUUCUUAUAAAUUGAUUCAUUGGUUAAAAAUACUACUUUUCCAAGAGAAAAUCCCUCAGAUUCACCUGAAUUACCUGGGAUCGUCAUAAUUUAUGUACAGUAAAUGUUUCCAAUUUUGAAAUAACUGAAUCGUUGUGAGUGUUUCAUUUAGAUGAAGGCUUUUUACUUAUUUUAAAUAAUCAUUUUUUUCCAGUUUCAUUAACAUAUACAGUACAAAAUAGUGAAUUUAUGAAUCUUAAUGUUUUUUUUGGAAUAAUGACUUUGUUUAAAAAACAAGAAAUUCUGAUAAAUUGCUGGAAGUACAAUAAUAAAUCAAACUCAGCCCAAAUAA
Molecule: messenger RNA, 3473 nt
Organism: Anguilla rostrata (American eel)
Lineage: Eukaryota; Metazoa; Chordata; Actinopteri; Anguilliformes; Anguillidae
Product: CD82 antigen-like
Exons: 9
Coding region: 168-935 (255 amino acids)
Cellular component (GO): plasma membrane
Source: RefSeq, a predicted model, not a curated record